This is a messenger RNA of Eptesicus fuscus (big brown bat), 1828 nucleotides long. RefSeq names its product Ras suppressor protein 1 (gene RSU1). The record is from RefSeq and is a predicted model, not a curated record. The transcript has 9 exons. NCBI's taxonomy places the organism in Eukaryota, Metazoa, Chordata, Mammalia, Chiroptera, Vespertilionidae. Gene Ontology annotation, molecular function: protein binding. The coding region runs from base 192 to 923 and encodes 243 amino acids.
UUUGGGAAGGGUCCAGCGCGGGCCGGGGCGGGGCGGCACCGAUGCGCCUGCGCAGAGCGUCCGCCCGGGAGCGCUCUCUUGUUUGGGUAUCGCUGUAGCUUGGGUGGAGUGCAUCUCUCACCCGCAAAACGCGCCCUGCGGGAGCCUGCAGCGUCCACGGUUCCACCUGUUAGGUGCUGCCCUCUGAGAUCAUGUCCAAGUCUCUGAAAAAGUUGGUAGAGGAGAGUCGGGAGAAGAACCAGCCGGAAGUGGACAUGAGUGACCGCGGCAUCUCCAACAUGCUGGAUGUCAACGGCCUGUUCUCCUUAUCCCACAUCACACAACUGGUCCUCAGCCACAACAAGCUAAUAACUGUGCCUGCAAACAUAGCAGAGCUGAAGAAUUUGGAAGUGCUUAACUUCUUUAAUAACCAGAUUGAGGAGCUGCCCACACAGAUUAGCAGCCUUCAGAAACUGAAGCACCUGAACCUCGGCAUGAAUAGACUAAACACUUUGCCUCGAGGAUUUGGCUCUCUCCCGGCUCUUGAGGUCCUUGAUUUGACUUACAACAACUUGAAUGAAAAUUCCCUUCCUGGAAACUUCUUCUACCUGACCACCCUGCGUGCACUCUAUCUAAGUGACAACGAUUUUGAAAUCCUGCCGCCAGAUAUUGGGAAGCUCACAAAGUUGCAGAUACUCAGCCUUAGGGAUAACGACCUGAUCUCGCUGCCUAAGGAAAUCGGGGAGCUUACUCAGCUUAAGGAGCUCCACAUUCAGGGGAACCGCCUGACUGUUCUGCCCCCAGAACUAGGAAACCUGGAUCUGACUGGUCAGAAACAGGUAUUCAAAGCAGAGAACAAUCCUUGGGUUACCCCGAUUGCUGACCAGUUCCAGCUUGGCGUGUCCCACGUUUUUGAAUAUAUCCGUUCAGAGACGUAUAAGUAGAGGACCAGUUGUACCCUGCUCACUGCUUUUAGAGGAGUCUGUGAGCCUCUGCUGGGAGAAAGCACUUGCUGUGAACUCAAGGGCCGGUCUUUGGAGCCCGGAGAGAUCAUCUCUUCUCUCCUGGGGAAGGAGAUUGUUGACCACUUCCUACCACUUCCUGCAUUUCAGCCCUUCUGUUCUUCACCCAUUCUUCCGUAGUUAUCUUCACUCCUUUAUAAAAUGUACCAGCCAAACACGUGACUAGUAACUAAGUAAGACACUAAUCAGAAUCUUAGUCUUUUAAAAAUACUUGUAUAAAAAUGCCAUCGUUAUGUUUCCCUGAUUUUUAAAAUUUAAGGGGUCAUCUUUUAUAUGAAUGUAGUAUGUAUACACCUAUUAAUGUAUAUUAACUACAUUGGUUUUUAAAAUUCAAGUUUUUUUCAAUACAUAAAAAAAGUGUAUUGUCAUGUAACUAAAACCCAACUGAACUUUUUAAUGUUGUUAAGCAGCCACUUCAUAAUUAGAGGAUUUUAGUAUCCUUUUCAACUAUCUGAAAAAAAUAUUAUUUAAUUAUCAGGUACUUGGCUACUUUUAAAAAGUUGUACCUGUAGUGACCUUAAAAAGGCAAUCUAUUCAUUAUACUCAUAAUUUUUUAAAGCAAAGUUCACAUUCAAUACCUUAGUCAUAACUCUAGUCUAAACCUUGUGGUUUCCAAUCUUCACUUCUAUGUCUUUUUAUAAAACCAUAAACACCUCCAUCCAAUAAAAUUUCCUUUUUUUAUUAUGUAGAUCUUCAGAUUAUCAUGAUAGGACAUUUUAAAUUUUGUCUUGGCAUUGGAAAUACUAAUGAAUCUCCUUCCUUUAAAAAACAUAUUUUUUUUUCUGACGAAUUGACCCAUUAGUUAAAUAAAAGCAAUAAAGAACUUA